AUGUCCGGACUCGAGGCCGCCGGCGUCAUCCUGGGCGCCUUACCUUUGCUCAUCGAUGGCUACGAUAGGGUGAUAGCGCCAUUCAAAGCCUAUCAAAAAUUCUCCUCAAAGUUCAAGGCUUUCCACGAUGGCUUCGAAGUGCAAAGGACAAUCUUUCGCACCGAGUGUAUAUUGUUGCUGGCGCCCGUCACCACCAGGGCCUUGGCGGUUACGAUGCUGAACGAUACUCUGCAUCCUUCCUGGGGCGAUGAGAAUCUAAGUGAACGUUUCAAUGCGCAACUCGGGUCAUUGGGUUCUGCCUGCAAGACAACAAUCCAAAUGAUCGACAGAAAACUCCAAGAGAUCGAGCAGAAGUCCAAGGAGUUCGAAGGCAUUGUUUUCCCGUCCACAUCGCAACAAACCCUCUCCGGGAAAGAUUGGAGAAGGGCAGUAGGCAAGAAGUUCAAGUUCAGCUUUCGUUCCGAUAAUAUACUACGAAAAUCCCUGGAAGAGCUUAUGAAGCUCAACGACACAUUCAGGAUCCUAUCGUGUCAAGUCGUUCGACUUGAGACAGAAUGGCCUUUAUCAAGUCAAGAUUCAAGGCUAGACACCAAAAUGGCGGCUAGUUUGAACCGAUUUCGCGUCAUCCGGGACGCCUCAGAGCAUCUGUAUGAGUCGCUGUGCAAAGCCUGCAAUACCGACCACGAGCAUCUGGCUCGGUUUUCUUUAGACGUCGAAAAAAGAUUUCCAGCCACUGGUUGCGGCAGUGUUCGAUUCUGCCUGUCGUACAUGAUUCUCUCUGAAAGGAGCAAAAUUUCCACACCAGCAGUUAUAUCGGAUCAGUCCCGGACAGGAGGGCAGACUAGCAGUGUCAAUACCUCGACACAGUCUCAGGGAAAUGGUCAACGAAUGAAGAGUGGUGUGUGGCUUGAUAUUGAGUCCGUGCGGCAACCUCCUGUUUCAGACCACUCUACUGGCAUAUCACUUUCUCAUAAUUUGCCUGGUACGAGUCUACCCUCCUCUGCCGUCACAACCAGCAAACCUGUUAUACUUGGAAGAGGAGAAAACCUUUGUACAGAGCUCACAAUCUCUUCGUUGGAUCCAAGUAGCGUCCCGACGGCCCCGGCGCAAAAUUCGACAAUUGCUCUGUGGAAUGUGGGGACUUUCCAACACUUUCUUCAUCGCUCACCAAGUACCGACCCAGAUGCGAUUCCGCUUUCAAGACGGCUCUCUCAGUUGCCUAAGCGCGGUCAUGACAUGAACCUGCCGGAAUACCAGCGGCUGAGCCUGGCCAAAGUACUCAGCGGCGCUGUUCUGCAGCUUCAAGGCACUCCGUGGCUCUCAGAAUCUCUUCUCAGCCACAACAUCUUGGUCUUAGAGUUGGCAAGAGAAACUCAAUUCAGGCCGUCGUCAUACGGCGACCAACAUUUCUCACUAUUCAUCGACGUUCCUUUGAGACUUGACACUUUUGGAAUGCGUGGCGAUUUGGACGUUUCAGGCACAGCAAUGAUUUCAUCCCGAAGUCAGUUCUCCAGCAGACUUCCCAGCGUGGCCCCAAACGACUUUCUCUAUCAUCUCGGAAUCCUCCUCCUCGAGCUAGCCUACCACACAUCAUUUGACAACCUAGUUGCAGAAGUCCGUCAAGAUGAUGCCAUUCCACUGCCACUCUCAGCAGAUGAUCGUACGGCAGAAUUUCAGAUUGCCUGUCGACUGGCCGACAAUGUAGGCACCUCGAUGGGAUCCAGUUACGCACGUAUCGCAAAGAAAUGUAUUCGUUGUGAUUUUGGGUGUGGUGAGACUCUUGAGGAUGUGGCUCUUCAGAGGCGAGUUUACCAGGAUGUAUUCUGCACCCUUGAAUCCUUGGAGACAGGGUUUAAAAAUCUUCAAACUGCGGUCCCUGCCAUCCCCUGA
Rhinocladiella mackenziei CBS 650.93 is the source of this 1890-nucleotide messenger RNA. RefSeq lists its product as uncharacterized. The record is from RefSeq and is a predicted model, not a curated record. The transcript has a single exon. The coding region runs from base 1 to 1890 and encodes 629 amino acids. NCBI's taxonomy places the organism in Eukaryota, Fungi, Ascomycota, Eurotiomycetes, Chaetothyriales, Herpotrichiellaceae.